AGUUAUGAUUUGCUGACUUAGAAAAUCAUGUGAUCUGAUAAGAUAUAAGUGCAUAUAACAGUUAACUCUGUGUGAGCAACUUUUCUUAGCCUGAGCACAGAAUGAUCUGGAUGAAGAUAAAAUGGGCAAACAACUUUGUGUGAUGAUCUUCCUCUUGUAUGAAGCCUUUACAAUACAUGGAGACAUCAAACAACAGGAUUCAGUUUUAUCAGUUCAUGAAGGAGAUACAGUGAUAUUGUCCUGCUCCAUUUCAACAAAACAAAUAAGUGUGGUUUCAUGGUACAAGCAGGUCACUGGAGAAGAACCACGUCUCAUUGCUUCCUCUCUUCUCCAAUCAUCAGAAAGCCAAUUUCACAAUGGAUUUGACAGAAAUCAUUUUGAAGUGUUAAGAGAAACUGACAAUUUUAAUCUGAAGAUUGUGAACACUGUACAAUCAGAUUCAGGCACAUACUAUUGCGCUGUCUCUUUCUCUAAUAUUAUUGAAUUUGGAAAUGGCACUCUUCUGGUUAUUAAAGGAUCAGAAGCCAGCAGACCCACUCAUCUACAGCCGCCCAAGUUUGAACUAGUUGAGUCGGAGGUAAAUGUGCCUCUACAGUGUUCAAUCCAAAAUCAGUUAGAGAGUGGUAGAGGUGAACACCGUCUCUACUGGUUCAGACAUGGAUCAGGAGAAUCUCCUUCAGGAUCCAUUUAUAUUCAUGGAAACACCAGUGAUUCAUGUGUGAAAAGCUCUGAAGCUGGCUGUCUUUCACCGACCUGCGUGUUCAACCUCCCAAAAAAAACCUUCAGUUCCUCAGAAAAGGGAACUUAUUUCUGUGCACUGGCCACGUGUGGGGAGGCUUUAUUUGGAAACAUUUCUAAUCUGAAUCCUGACUCACAUGAGAGCCAGAACAUACAUUUAAUUCAAAUCGGACUUGCAGCAUUACUGGCAAUAAGUCUGACCAUCAACGUUCUGCUUUGUUGCUUGCGGAAAAAUGGGAGAAAAUCUCAACAAAUACAGACUACUGAUGAGGAUGAUAAUGAUGAUGUGUCAAUAAACCAGAACAGAGAAUUGACUUACGCUACAGUACUGUACACCAGCAAACACUCGAGAGUGAAGAGGGUGAGCGGCCCCGAGGACACACUGUAUUCUGGUUUAGCAUGUCAACAGCAAAGCUGAAAAUUACUUUAUAUUACCAUAUUUGCCAGCAUUUAGUUCUAUUGCUCUGUCUGCACAGAUAUUUACUUCCCUUUCCGCAAAAACAGUGCAUAUCAGAUUUAGUUCUGGCACUAGUAUGGCAACAAAAACUGCAGAAGCACACUUUAAGAAAUACAGACAAUUUCAUCAUAAAUAUUUUUGUCAUCUCAUCAGAUUUUCCAAUGACCUGCUAUUGUCCACAAACCUUUUUUUUUUUUUUUUUUUUACAUAUGUUUGUAUGUCGGUGAGGCCAUAAUGCAGAGAAAUGCAUGUUCUUGAAAAUAAAGUUAUGGUUCAACAGUGCUAAGGCCCCUUUUUAGUUUAAUUUUCCCACAAAAUACUAUAGCAACGAACAUCACAACACCAAGACACUAUCCUAAACAGCAGUUUUCAACAUUUAUUUUCUCAUUCAAGUCAAGUUACCUUUAUUUUUACAGCACUUUAAACAAUAGAAAUUGUUACAAAGCUUCUUUACAAUAAUAAACAGGAAAGUAACAGAUUAAUUAUGCAAAUUUCAUCAAAUAUGAGGCAAAUUCAAAAUCUGCUGUAAAGCAGUAGCAAGAUAAUAGUAAUAGUCAUUCAUGUCACAAGGUUAUUCUCACACAUACAAAAACAGUGCAAAUAUAAAUGUUAAAAGUGAUUGAAAUAAUGAUUCUAUAGUGCAACAUUUUGAUAAUAUGGUACAAUAUUUUAUAUUAAAAGUAUUUGCAUAUGACAAAAUUGGUCCCUCCUCACUGCCUUUAUAUUUAUGUUUUUUUUUUUUUUUUAACCCUUGUGCAUUGUUCAAAUUGACUACCCUUUCUUUAUGUUCGUGGAUGAAAACAUCCACUAAAUUAAACUGCUGUAAAAAUGUAUCAGAUAAAUAUUUUUUUCUAAUUUUUUUGCAUAAAUCUGUUAAUCAACCUCAGUCCUGAUCAAGAAUAUAUACAUAACAAUUAAGAAUAUAUAGUAUUGUUAAUCAUAUAUAUUUUUGAACCAAUAAAAAAAAAUUGUUAGUACAAUCAAGUUUGGAGAAGAAACCUUCCAAAUUAACAUUCAAAAUCAGAAAAGUGAAUGACAUUUAAGAGUCAAUAUCUAAACUAAACAAAUAUACAAAUAAACACAAGGUGGCAGCAGAGGACAUAUAUUAAGUACAAUAGGGGCCACAGAUGACAUUCAUAGGUUUGCAGGUCUGUACAGCUUGUAUCAAUGCCAGAUUUGUAGUACUGUAUCUAUUCAAACCAAUAUUUUAGAACAUGCAAAUUCUACACAAAAGCAAAACUUGAGAAAACAUUGGGUGAUUAUAGUAGCUAUGGAAAAAAAGGCCAUCAAGACAGAUAAUAUCUAACACAAGAAAGCCCAAAUAACAACUUUUAGAAACUGAGCUAUCAUUAGCAGAUAACAUAGUGUCUUUUGUAUUAUUACAUCAUGUUGACAAUGUAUAUGUACACAGUAAUUAUUUGACAUUGAAUCAUUAAUUACUUCUGUAAUUAUCACAUUUAUUAAAUAAAACCUCACUGUAAAAAAAAAAAAAAAAAAAAAAAAAAAAAAAACC
This is a messenger RNA of Megalobrama amblycephala (Wuchang bream), 2708 nucleotides long. It is a transcript of the gene nitr5, whose product is annotated as novel immune-type receptor 5. Gene Ontology annotation, biological process: response to bacterium. The transcript has 6 exons. The record is from RefSeq and is a predicted model, not a curated record. Bases 122 to 1156 code for a protein of 344 amino acids. Lineage: Eukaryota; Metazoa; Chordata; Actinopteri; Cypriniformes; Xenocyprididae.